Bactrocera latifrons is the source of this 5286-nucleotide messenger RNA. RefSeq names its product tyrosine-protein phosphatase non-receptor type 21 (gene Pez). NCBI's taxonomy places the organism in Eukaryota, Metazoa, Arthropoda, Insecta, Diptera, Tephritidae. Gene Ontology annotation, cellular component: cytoskeleton. Gene Ontology annotation, molecular function: protein tyrosine phosphatase activity. Gene Ontology annotation, biological process: protein dephosphorylation. The record is from RefSeq and is a predicted model, not a curated record.
ACAACACGCAACGAAAUUCUUUCUUCUUUUCUUAAAGUUAAUUUAAGUUUCAUGUUAACAUUUUUUAUAUGUGUCUAUUUAUUUUUCUAUUAACGAAACCGCAUAUAUUUUGUUACGAAAAAAUACGUGAAAGUCGAUAAAAAUCUAAACGAGAACAGACGGGCAACUACGAAAACGUGGAAAAUUUGCGAAAGUUUCUUAUAAUUUAGUUGCCUACAAAUAUUUGUUAGCCGCUUUAAUUAGUGCGUAAAGAUUUCGUUAAAUUUAUUGCAUGUGGUUAUAGAUACAACCUUAUUAAAUUGGUUUGUAUCCUAUAAGUAAAAAAUAAAGUGUAAUACUGUGUCUAUUAAGCCCAUUAAGCAAGCAUUAAUAAUUGUGGCUUUUGAAUUCUGGUGAGGUGUCUAAUAAGUGUACGUGUACACCUAUUAAUAUUAAGUUCUAUACACGUUAAAUUCUACCUAUUCUACGAUAAUAGAAAUACCAAGCGAAGAAAAUAUACAAAUUGUGUAAUUUAUAUGCAAAUGGCUAACGAAACGACAAAAAAGUGCGUGUGAUUGUAUGCGCUAAUGCUGCUCCAAACGGGCAGAAACGUUACACCUUAGUUGGGGACUGAGUGCGAGAGCGCAACAAGUCCAAUUGUGGGUUGAAUGUGCCUAGUAGCCUAACGUGAAAAGCGACCGAUAGCAAACGAAAAACGUCAACUGCGUUACAGUGUGUAAAAGCAACGCGACAAUAAACAAACUCCAGCUGCGACUGUGGCUGCGCGCUCGACGCAGCGAAGUAACGUAGAGCAAAGUGCCCGUGCAAAGCAAUACUAAUUAGUAGAUGAUAAUGCCGCUGAAAUUUUUGAAAAAGUAUCGUCAAUAUAACGUGACAUCGAAGAGCUUGUUUGUCAUCUCAGUGCAUCAUUUAUUAGAAGCUCCUCUAGUCAAACAUAGCCCGUUUAUACCGAUAUUCAUCGACAAAGCGUUAAUAUCAGUUUUGGCUAUGUCUUCUGGUUCGCCGAAUCAAUUGGAUGGCUAUGGUGAGGAGCGCUUCCCCGCAAAAGACACACUGGGCAAUGAUCUGUUGCUCGGUCUAGCUAUUAACGGCAUGGUUGUGAUGGCCGACAAUGGGCGCCAAUAUUUCCCCUGGAAAGAGUCACAAACGGUGUCGAUCGACAAACGUACCAUUAAAAUCGAACAAAACAAAACGGAUGGCUCGAUUGUGGGCUCAUUCAUAUUUCCGGAUGCCGAAACAGCGCGUUACUUUUGGAAAUUGUGCGUAACACAGCAUAAAUUCUUUAAACGCUACAUAGACGAGGAAUCAGCGUCGUCUGUGGGUGAYGCAGAGAGCGCGAACGGCAAUUCGAUGAGCGUAACUGGGGGAGGUGGUGGUGGUGGUGGCGUGUUAGCGGGCGGUAUGGAUGCUUACGCUUAUGGUGACUUUAAUGAUUCACGUGAAGAUUUGCUACUUGAGCAACAACAACGUGCCAUUUACAAUCCCAAUGCGAUAACGAGUGGUGGCGGUAGCGGCACAGUUGGCGCGCUGUCAGCAGUUAAUCCAGAGUUCAUGUCAGCGCCGGCCUUACAUCAUGGUUUGCUYGCCUCCACACACGCGUCCAAUGCGUUAAUGUCAUCGAAUAUAUCGCUAGCGGCYAGUCAUCAGUCUGGCGGCGGCGGUGGCGGUCCGAAUGGCGCUAUACAUUCACAUAGUGUGGGUGCCAUAGCGCCGAGUUGGCUGGCAAAGACACGCUUGCAGCAAAGUAGCUCCUGUCUGGAUCUAAGCAAUAAUAAUGCCAAUAAUAUCGGCGGUGGCGCCGCUUUCCACAGUAGCAGCAAUAAUAUUGUACACGGACAUUUGGGUGGCAGCGUAACGAACAACGGCAGCAAUGUCGCACUGCAUGCCGUGGACGCGCACGAGCGUGAGCGGCUGAAAGCCAUGUUGCCUACAUAUCGGCCAGCACCCGACUAUGAAACUGCAGUGCAGCUGAAGUAUCAUACACCCGCCAGCGAAUUGCAUCAUCCGCAAAUGAACAGUUAUGCCAACUAUCAACCGCAAUUGGCGUCAAGCGCCUCUGCCGUCGCUAUGGCUGGCACGCCGGCCGCUAGUGGCGCCAUCUAUUAUGCCGGCUCACAGCCUGAUGUACACAAUGCGUCCGCAAUUUACGGUGAUGGUGUGCUACUAAGUCAAUUAGCGCCGCACCGCUAUCCUGAUGUAGCGCAACCCGCCGCCGCUAUGCAUGCGCAGCAUCAUCAUCUAACAGCGGCGGGCGUUACAAUGGCGCCUGGUGGUCAUAGUAAUAGUGUGAGUGGUGGUGGCGCUUAUAUUGAUUUGGGACAUCGUCUGCAAAUGGUGCGCAGCAAACCGCCGCCACCGUAUCCGGUCAACCGUUUGAAUUCUUCGUCCACACCCGAUUUGGCGGUCGCUUMACAUCGGCCGCUCAUGGGUUACCGUUCAUAUGUGUCGGGUUCAUCGCCGGAUCUGGUUUCAAAUCGUAAUUUACCCAAUGCACAGUAUCCGUAUGUGCAUAGCAGUAGCGUCGGCGCAGCACAAGCAGUUGGAAGCGUGGCUGCUACCAACCAUGCCUUGAUACAACCGCAUUCCUCGUACAUGGGCGCCGGGCAUAUCGGUCAUUCACAGUCAUAUUUGCCGCAUGGCACUUUCGAAAACUUAAAUAUGAUUGAGGAACAACCAUCCAUACUGUCGCAGCUGCGGCAGGACUAUCUCUUUUUGCCACCCACCUACACAGAACCAAACACAGCCACCAGCAACAGUAACAAUAUUUACCGGCAAACAUCGCCAUCAGUGCAGGCGCAACAUCAAGCGCCACUGCCACAGGUGCCGCAGCCACAAACACAUCAACAGCAGCAGUUGCAAGUGAACRCCUCCAACGCGUCAUUGCAACGCAAUACUUUAAACGGUUCUAUCGAACCAAUUUAUGAGAAUGUGCCACAURCGCGUUAUGUGACUGCAGAGCCWGUAGUGCAGCGUAAUAUGGAGCAACGCUCUUCGGGCUCUUCGGCAACYAGCGAAGCGAUGCGUAAUCGCACAGCUUCAAUACAAUCGGCGCCGGGUGGCACGCAUACGCAGCCGCAGCAACAAAUACCACCAGUGCCUGCAGUGCGACAUCAUCACCAACACCAACAGCAGCAGCAGCAGCAACAACAACAACAGCAGCAGCAGCAAGCGCUUCAACAACAGCAACAAGCGCUUCUGCAGCAGCAGCAGGCGCACGCGCAAGCACAAGCKCAGCAGCAACAAGCCGAAGCGGAAGCGGCAGCCGCGGCUGCACUCAACAUGCAUAAAUAUGCUGAGCGCGCGGCUAGCACUGAACUACAAUUCUUAGAGCCAACGCCACCGCAACGUGCUGUGCGCGCCGCCUCCGCAGCACCGGCCGUUGGUCAUAAUAGCGGCAGCAAUCAUCAACAACAAUCAAUAAUGCAAACACCGCCGCCACGGCAACAUCAUCACGCGCAUAAGACACAGCAGUUAAUGCAGAACGCCGCGUCCGGCUCCCCCUCCGUCACAGAUGCUGGCCGCCGCCACCAUGCAGCACUCUGCGUCGCAUCAUCAACGUCAUCAUCAUCGCUCACACAACUCAUCGCUACUCGACAGCACUGCCAACUCUAGCAACACAACACACAGCUCGAACACAACGAAUUCGUCGAACACCACCGGCAAGGAGGGUAAACGUAAGAAGAUUUGGAAUAUUUUGGGGCGUAGCAAAACGCCGGACAAACAGAAAUCCGCCACGCUCGGACGGGAGAAGGCGUCAUCAUCGAAUGCGGCAAARACAGCGGCGAAAGUUAAACUCGCACAGGACGAUCUGAAUUUGAUGCAUCGCUGGUCGACCGGUGUGUCGCGGYUWCAGCCCAUUUCCGGGCAGUAUUCAAAGGACAAAUUGUGCCCAAUACUCACUGAGAAACUGAAUGAUCCGCAACUGUUCAUGGAAUUUGAAAGUAUACCGAAGCGUUGCGAAAAUGCCAGCUAUGACUGGGCGCUGAUGGAAGAAAACGCGAAAAAAAAUUCCGAUCCUAACUUUUUGCCAUACGAUUAUAAUCGUGUUAGCAUAACGCCGACRUGGGAGAAUAAAACGGGCUAUGUUAAUGCGUCGCGCAUUUCGGCCACAGUUGGCACAAAUCAACGCUUCUACAUAAUUGCUCAAUCGCCACAGGACAAGCUGACCACAAAUAUUUUCUGGCAGUGUGUCUGGGAGGCAGACGUUUAUUUGAUUGUAAAGCUAUCGGAGGGUCUGAAUUACAUGCCACCGAAUAGCAACCAGCGGCUCGAGUUUGAUCAAUUUCAAGUGUAUCAGGAGUUCUCACAAACCACAGAUCGUUGCAUUACCAGCAAGCUGCGUCUCUUUCACAUACCAUCGCGUCGUUAUCGCUCCGUUUGGCAUUUGAACUACACCAAUUGGGGUGAACAGAAUUGUCCAUUGGAGGUGAAUCACUUUUUGGACUUUCUCGAAGAACUGAAUUCCGUGCGCAUGGCUUCGGCAAACGAAGUGCCACCGGGACAUAAUACCAAUCCGCCAGUGUUGAUACAUUGUCUCGAGGGUGGUGGACGCUCGGGCGUAACGUUGACCGCUGAUUUGUUACUCUACACGCUGGAUCAUAAUGAGGAUUUGGAUAUACCACGCGUUAUAGGUCAACUACGUGAUCAGCGCGAUAGCAUCAUACCGUCCUUAGCGCAGUAUAAAUUUAUUUAUAGUCUACUUAUAACAUAUUUAAAGCGUACGCGUUUAAUUUGAGCGCCAAAAUGUGCCUUAUAAACAAAAAACAUAAAAACAAAUCCUCCAAAUCCCAAAAUCCUCACUCCCCACACUUGUGGCCAUUAUUACGAAAUUUAAGCAAUGCUAAAUUGCAUUAGUUUUACAACAACGCGCUAACGAUUUUUUUAAUUUUAACUUACAGUUAGCUUAAGCGACGAUAUUUAUAUUUAUACAAAAGAAAUGAGUAAGCAAAAAAGAGAAACGAAGCAAAAACAAUAAUAAUUUAUAACAGAAUGUGAACGAACAAUUCAAAAUAUGCGAUAAACUAUUGAUUAAGCAACAUUGUAUACAAUACAUUUUUUUUUAUAACCGACAUACAUGAUAUAUAUGGUGCUUCCAUCGAAAAAGUGACUGACCGAUAACACACUAUACACCCCUACAGCCCUAAGACACAUAAAAAAUCUGUAGAUAAGACACUAUACAYCCGUAAAUACGUAAAAAUCUGUUGAUAACGAACCUUUGUUGAAAAUAUUGACAAUUUUGAAAAUCAAUUAUUAGGCCAAAUAGUUUUGAAAAUGCUAAAAAAUAAA